UUUCGCUAACACAGAGUAGCGAAAGCGUCUUAGAGGGUCUUGGAUAGUAAGAAAUGUGCUCAAGAACUUUGUGUUCUUUAGACACCGGUUAUUACGCGGAUACUGUUGAAUGGUGUCCUAUAAAAGGCUUUGAAACCUAUCUCGUUUGUGGAACUUAUCAACUUCUGGAGAAAAUAAGCACAAGUGACUGUCAGUCUGAUAGUAACAUUCGAGUGGGUAAUGUUCAACUGUAUUGCCUUGAUGAAACGCUUCAGAGGUAAGAAAUUAUCAUCAUUGUUUGCUAUUUGUUGUAGUUGUUGUCAGUAAUUAUAAGGAAAAAGAAACAACGCGAAAGAAUGAAAGGGUAUUAGGACAUAUUUGUAGAUAUUUUAAGGGCCUUCCCCCAUUUUGAGGAACUUGGAGAAGGGAGGGGGAGGGGAAGGGGAGGAUUUGUUUUGAUGCAUUUCUAGGGGAUGGGGGUUUGGGGUAUAUGUUACAGGUGUAAAUUAAAUUCAGGUUAAAAUUUUUUAACUUUGGUUGAUUCUCAAUUUUCUUUAUCUCCUAGCCCUGAUUAUUCAUGAAUUAGAGCUAGGAGACAAAGGAAAUUAAGAAUCAACCAAGAGUAAAAAAUUACCAUAGAACCUGAAAUCAAAUUUGACCUGAAACAUAUAUUUUGUAGUUAAUUUUUUAUCUCAGGUAAUUUUUGUUUUUCGAUUGUUUCAACUUCAUUAGCGUACAUUACCAUACCUAAAGACAAGAGAAAAAGAAAAAUUACCUGAGGUAAAAAAUUAACUAUGACAUAUACAAUAAGCAAAAAUAUAUGAAGCAGGGAUUGUUCUGUGUAGCUACACCUGAAGGAUAUGCUCUUGAAAUCUUGUCCAGAGGCUAUAGUUCCUGCCACUUUCAAACCACUCCCUGCCCAUCUUGCGUUAGUUUUACAGUAUGAUACUAUAACUGCUAACCGGGACCACCUUCACAAAGUUGACCAAUCAGGUUGCAUGAAAAUAACAAUACACAAAUAACAGCCCUGUCUCUUGACUGCCUUCUCCCUACAAGCCAUUGAUACCAUGUAUUACUCAUGUGAUAAGAAUAUCUGUUGUCUGGGUUUUAAAGGGUUGAGGCCAGGCACCUUAUUUCAUUCAAUGCAUCUCUGAUCCCUGAACACAUCUUUCAAUGAUUUAAGUGUUUUGAAUUCAUUGUCUUUAGAUUGGAGAAACUGCAAAGUUUUGAAUUUGGUGGUAUUUUAGAUACAAAAUGGUAAGUUUAUUCUGCUUUUGCCUGAAGUAUUCUCCAACUCUUUUUUUACAAGUUUGUAUAGUAGUAAAGCUUUAAGGACAGUGUAUGGUGUGGCCCCUAAAAAAUUCCUUAAACUAUUCACAGGCUACCCACUUCACUAAAUGGGUGUCCUGUUCUUGGAGCUGUUACAUCAGAUGGUGAAGUGAAGAUAUUUUUUCUCAAAGAAAAGGUAUGCACCGUGUUAAUUCCUGUAAGACUAGAUUGUUGGUCAAUGGUAUAAAUAAUGUUAAAAGCUGCUACAGACUGGUAAUAAUCACAGAUUGAUAAAUUGUGGUUUGCAUUCCAAUUCUGUGAUGUCACAAGAUUUUUAUGUGAAAACUAGGUAUAGGGGGAAGUAGCGUGCAUGAAACUGACAGAGACUUCUGCGUCAGAUAAAAUGGCAUCCAUUCUCAAUUUUUCCCUUUGUAUUCACUGGACACCCAGCAGAAACAGGAUUAAAAAGCAGUCUGUCAAACCUGCAAGAUUGUUCUCCUUUCUCUUGACAAGGAAGGAGUAGAUUUCAAAGGAUGAUGUUGGAAAUAUUAAUAAUUUGUAAUAAGCAAAUUACCACCAUUUGUCACACAUCUACUAAGAAGACAAGGACAAAAUGUUAACAUUUUCCAGAACUGUAAGGCAUAUAUGAUUAGUAAUUAUUAAUAAACUUGUGUUUAGUGGCAUGGUGCCCUGAUGUAGACCAAACCUUAGUACGUGCUUUAGUCACAUAUCGUCAAUCAUCACCGUAAUAUUGUUUUGCUUGGAAUUGACUUUGAGCCUCAAUUUUGCUUAUAGAGAUUAGUUGAAGUAACAAGUUUUGUUGCAAGUCCACAGAAGUUGUGUCUCUCUUUGGACUGGUCAGUAAAGAAUGGAAAAAGGUAUGAAAACAGCAAUGAAUUUAUUUCUUGUACAUCAUUGAGUAUUUCACUGUAUUUCUUUUUACAAGAUCUUUAUAAAUGCUAAAUUAGAAAAUCAUUAUUCAUUCAAAAUACUUCUCCAUCUCUGGCUUGAACCCCUUGUCUUAUUCCUCAUAACCAGCUAUGGCUGACAAGGCCUGGUCUGUGACCUUGCCAGACAUUCCUUCAUGAUGUAAAUAAUUAUUAUACUAUUCAGCCUCAUCCAAUAAAAUAUUGUUGUUCAAUAAAUUUAUAAUUUAUGUACAUAAAGCAAGACUAGUACUAAAGAUACAAUAAUUUUAUAUAUUAAAUGAACACGAUAUGUAAGAGGACAAUGAUAGGAAUGGAGGUAUUUAUCUGUACUACCGCUACUACUACCACUACUACUACUACUACUACUACUACUACUACUACUACUACUACUACUAAUACUACUAGUACUACUACUACUAAGUUGGCCACAGCCGAGCCUUGACAAGAUUAUUCCAAACUCUUCAAUCAUGCAUCAGUACCUCUAACUCCUCACCAGAGUACACAUCAGCAUCUCGCUUUAAGAUAUCAGCUAGUGUUGAUUUUGGUUGUCCUCUACAUCUAUGGCUGUGGGUUGGCUCCCAAAGGAUGAGUUUUAUUCAUUUGUAACUAAGGUUUUAAACUCUUAGUUCUUAUGAAAGAUUGACUUCAGUCUGUUAUGAUAACCAUGUAAAGUUACAAUAAAAAAAAGGAAAGAGAGGAAGAGAGGUUAUUGCUAUUUUUUCUACUUCUUAUACAGUGUAAUUGCAGUGAGUGAUUCUGGAGGCCAGGUCAGUUUAUGCCAAUUUGACGAAGGCACAUCCAAGCUCUGUCAAACUUUACAAUGGAUUGGUCAUCAGUAUGAAGCUUGGAUUACAGCAUUUGAUGCUUGGAAUUCUGACAUAGUUUACUCUGGUACCUUUUCUGAAACUGUCUUUGUUGUGUCUGAUUCAAACUUUGGCAACCUGUGUUAGGCAGUCAUGCGGCCAAAGCUGUAGCAUUUUUACUAUUAGUGUUGAUGGUCUCUCUCAAGUUUAAAGUGAGAUGAACAAUUUCAUGAAAUAUUUCUUUAUAUGCUCUAAGACUCUGGUGUCUGUACGAAAGCCUAAGUUUAGAUGUGGUGUGCAUCUCCAAAAAUCUGAGUCGAUCUUGGUUUGGCAGCUAUUUUGAUGCUUAAGCAUUGUUCAAUAAUAAUUAUUAUAUUUAUUAAUUUUCACUUGUUUGAAUUUUGUUAAAAAAUGAUUAAUUUAUUAUAGUGAUUGUAACAGUAAUAAUGUCACCAUUUUUGAUACAUAUAACUAGGUGGAGAUGACUGUCUUCUGCGAGGCUGGGAUACAAGAACAGACUGCCAGAAGCCAACAUUUUCUAGUAAGAGGUAAAUGUGAUGUGGAUAUUACUGUUUUAUUGUAUGAAUCUGUCAGAAAUGCAGUGUUUACAAAUAAGCCAAAAAUGUGUCUGUGACUCCAAAGAAUUUCUACUGGCCAUGGCCACUGCAACUUCAACCUAAACUCCAUUAAUAAUAAUUAUGUGAUAAUAUGAUGAUGAAUAUUUGUAUAGGUAAUAGCACGAUUUGUAGUGAUAUUUGGUGUUAUACGUAAUUUCACGAGCCCUUAGGUGAAGGAUACAUAAAAUUCUCCCACAAAGUGCUUUAGAACAAAAAAAAAAGAAACUGGGAUUAAAACUUAACCCCAGUAACUGUUUAGUACUAAUCGGCCUUCAAACAACUGGGUCCUGGUCUGGACAAGUCCACCUUAGUUAAACCUUUCAUGCAACUUUUUACAGCAUUAGUAUUAUUUUUGUACAGGUUACUUUUAUACUACUCAUCUAGCCGUUCAGAAUGUACCGACUAUCUCUUGGAAUGUUCCUUGGCUGAGCUGGUUAUCAGACACUCAGGGACAAUUAAAUGAUUUUCUUUAAUUGUCCUUUAGUGUUUGUAGAGCCUUCUUCAGAACAAUAUUCUGCUGAGCUGGGUUGUUCAAAGCUGGGUUUUAAAAAUAUAGCCCAGGGUCAGUGUGGAAUUUGAAUUCAGAUAUGAAGGUUUAAAAAGCUAAAAAGAAACCGGGAUUAAAAUUUAACCCCAGUUUAGCACUAAUUGGCCUUCAAACAACCGGGCCCUGGUCUUUACAAGCCCAUGUAUAGUUAAAUCUUUCAUGCGGUUUUUUUUACAGUAUUAGUAUUAUUUGUACAGCUUACUUUUAUACUACUCAUCUAGUUGUUCAGAAUGUGCUGACUGUCUCUUGUACUGUUCCUUUACUGAGCUGGUUAUCAGACACUCAGGAACAUUUAAAUUAUUUUCUUCAACUGUCCCUUAGUGUUUGUAUAACCUUCUUCAGAACAAUAUUUUGCAGGUCAGGGUUUUAUCACAAGCAACGUCAACCCUAGGCCUGCUGUCAAUAUUAGCUUUCGGGUCAUUUUUUAUCAGCAUUGUGACUUGUACGUUAUGCAUCAUUCAAACUAUAUGACUGUGGAAUGUACCCAACGGCCUGAUAUGAUUUCAGUUGGUUUCUAGGCACUGGUGAAUAGCUCUACAAUAUUAUUUUAACCAUCGACUAGGAGUGUCUGAUAACCAGACCCUCUUCACAAAAAUAUCAUCACUGCUGAUCUACAAUUUAUCAUAUCCAUGUAUAUAGCUUGCCCUAUACUGUGAGGUUACCUGGAAGGUCAUGUGUACUUUGCCUCGGGUUACUGACUGCAAUUCAAGAAAAACCUUUCCCUUGUUACUGAAUACCCAUACAAAACAAAUUAAUAAUAUUGUAUAUUAACUGUGUACGCAUUCCAGACAUGAGAUGGGGGUAAGCAGUAUCCAGUGUAAUCCUUGUUAUGAUCACAUUAUGGCAACUGGCAGGUGGGUAUUAUAUAAAAAAAAGAAUGAAAUUCUUAACUUGAUAAACAACACAAAAAUUAAGUUGACAAGGUUCUCUGCUAAUCCAAAAAUUUCCUAACAGCUUAUAAAAGGUAUGCUAAUCUUGUUUUAAGGGAAUGAUGGAUCAAAUUCAUUUUCAGCCCUUAGAGUUACCAUUUUGAAAUGACAAAGUGGUACACCCUUGAUUACCCUUACAUUUUAAAAGCCCUAAUUGGUAUUCCAAUAGUGUACCCCUCGAAAGUGUUUUACAGUGUAGCAAUGUGAUUAAUAUUUAAGGAAGUGUAUAAGAAAGGGUGUAGGAUAAAUUGUGUAUAGUAAAAAACCAGAUAAGUGCACCGAAGGAAGAGUGCUUUGUAUGCAGUGUUAACUUAAACACAAUGUGUUUCACAUGUCUUUAACCAUACUUUACUGUGAUGAUGAUACAUGUAGACUUCAUGCCUGGUUUGUUAUCCAAUGGACAGCUAUGAUGAGAACAUUCUCCUUUGGGACACCAGAAACAUGAAGCAGCCAUUGUGCUCAUCAAGUCCAGGGGGAGGGGUGUGGCGGAUCAAAUGGCAUCCAGUCCAUGGCAACACAAUGUUGACAGCCUGCAUGUAUGAUGGUUUCCACAUUCUCAAUUUCAUUUCUUGCAAAGGUUAGAAAGUUGUCCAGGUUUCUUUUUAAAAAUGUACAUUGAGAGCACAUGCUUAAAUUGCUAAUUUAUGCUGAUUGACUUGCAACAAAGUAGUGGUCAUAAAAAAAAUAUUGGUAAUCACAUUCAUGAAUUUUUGCCAAGUGGAAGUUUCAGUUUUUAACACAGCAAGGAUUAUUGGAGUGGCAGGUAUUUCGAUCCACAUUGUACAAUCCUUUUGACAGCCUUCACAAAUUGUAAGCUCAUAAAUAAAAGUUCACCAAGAUUGCUUUUUUGCUUUCACUUUUUAAGCCUGAAGGAAAUUUUCAAAGUCCAAGACUACUAUAAAGAAACCUAGUAAAGUAAUCACAUGGCAUGUCUGAGCAGUUAGAGCACUGGACUUGUAAUUCAGAGGCCCAGAGUUCAAGUCCUGCCCUGACCACUAGCUGGAUUUGUUCUCAGUUGACCUGAGUUCAAAUCCUCUGCCAUGCUUACAGGGCUGUGCUCUAGCAGAGCCCGGUGGCCCCUGGCACCUAACUUUUGCCCUUGGGUGACUAGAAAAUCUCAGAUUUUUCAUACAAAUCAUAUGCUGGACACCCUAGAUUUUACAGUUUCAAAGCACUGGGCUACCUUCAAUUUUCCUAAGAGCACAGCCUUGGCUUACAAAAUAGCCAACUGGUUUGCCUCCUACCAGUUGAGAUUCUUAAUUAGUUAAGCCCCUGUUAAAUUAUUUGUUUCAAUAUCUCUGAAAAGCCUCACAACGGGAGAGAAUAAUGUUUUAUAAUCUUUCUCUGUUUCUUUCUAACUCACUAAGUGCUUUUGCUUUAGGAGGUGAGUGCCUAAAGAAAGAAGUAUCAUACAAGGAGCAGUCAUCUUUGGCGUAUGGAGCAGACUGGUGCAGGAAGGAGAUCCAGUCUUCUACCAAUUUACAUGGUGUUUACCGACUUCUUAGUGUUCUUUUUGAAUUUGUUUUUCUACGAUCGUGA
This is a messenger RNA of Porites evermanni, 6612 nucleotides long. NCBI's taxonomy places the organism in Eukaryota, Metazoa, Cnidaria, Anthozoa, Scleractinia, Poritidae. The record is from the annotation of a GenBank genome assembly.